AAACCCAAAGCUCAUUUUCUAAUCGUCGGCCAAACAGUUCAAAACGAAUUUUAGUGAAUCUCGUUUAUACUUUAGUACCCAUAAAAAAUUGAUAUUUUUCUGGAAAAAAUGCUGAAACAAGUGGCUUGUGUUCUCCUCAUUACCGUCUGCCUAAUGAGCAGUGCCUCGGCCAUAAAGUGCUAUCAGUGCAAAUCCCUCACGGAUGUCAACUGCGCCAAGGAGAAGAUCGACCCAGCCUCCAAUAUCCGCACCGUGGACUGUGAUACAGUGCCCAAACCGAACACCAUGGAGCAGCUGCAGCCAGUGACCAGGUGCAACAAGGUGGUCACCAGUGAUCGCGCCGGUACUAUUGUGUCCCGUGAUUGCCACUUCGAGUCCAUUGGCCAGAAGGACAACGAGUGCACCGUCACCCAUAGCCGCCAGGUGGAUAGCUGCUACACGUGCAAGGGCGAUCUGUGCAACGCCUCCGGAUCUGGACACCUUGUGGCCGUGGGACUGUCGGCUCUGUUGGCGAUGUUCGCUCUUCAAAUGGCUUUGUGAGGAGGUACCAGUCCCAUAAUUGUUAAUAACGUACCUGUGUAAAAAAAUGUUUGUAAAUUUGUACC
Drosophila bipectinata is the source of this 605-nucleotide messenger RNA. RefSeq names its product atilla (gene atilla). Gene Ontology annotation, biological process: regulation of synaptic transmission, cholinergic; sleep; positive regulation of voltage-gated potassium channel activity. NCBI's taxonomy places the organism in Eukaryota, Metazoa, Arthropoda, Insecta, Diptera, Drosophilidae. The record is from RefSeq and is a predicted model, not a curated record.